CUUCACUCUUCCGCUACUCCUACAGUCUCACUCAGUGCUGCUAUGGCUACCAGAAGCUUCUCCUUCCUGUCCUUUCUUUUCAUCCUUUUGAUAACUUUGGUUUCAGGCCAAGAUGGUGGUACCUCUGAUGCGUCGACACAAGAUGGAGGAGGAAGAAGAAGAGAGCUGGUUCCAGCCAUGUUUAUAUUCGGAGACUCCCUCAUCGACAAUGGCAAUAACAAUGACAUUCCUUCCUUGGCCAAGGCCAACUACUACCCUUACGGUAUCGACUUCAACGGUGGUCCAACUGGUCGCUUCUCUAAUGGUUACACCAUGGUUGACGAAAUCGCUGUUCUGUUGGGUCUUCCACUCAUCCCAGCAUAUUCUCAAGCAUCUGGUGUGCAAAUGCUUCAUGGAGUUAACUACGCUUCAGCUGCGGCAGGAAUCCUUGAUGUCACGGGUAGAAAUUUUGUGGGACGCAUACCCUUUGACCAACAGAUACGGAAUUUUGAGAACACCCUUGAUCAGAUAACGAACAAUCUGGGAGCGAAUGAUGUAGCCAAUGCAAUCGGACGGUGCAUAUUCUUUGUUGGGAUGGGCAGUAAUGACUACCUCAAUAACUACCUAAUGCCCAAUUACCCGACCCGGAACCAGUACAACGCCCAGCAGUUCGCCAGUCUAUUAAUUCAACAAUACACUCGGCAACUCACCAGCCUAUACAACCUUGGAGCUCGGAAAUUUGCUAUAUCUGGGGUUGGACUCCUUGGGUGUGUGCCGAGCAUUCUCGCACAAAGUCCCAAUGGCCAGUGCUCGGAAUCGGUGAAUGGGCUGGUUCUUCCCUUCAAUGCCAACGUCAGGUCGCUGGUUGACAACCUGAAUGCCAAUCUCCCCGGUGCUAAAUUCGUAUACCUUGAUGCCUACCGGAUGUUUCAGGAUAUCGUCCAGAUGCCUACACAAUAUGGGUUUAGCGUGAUAGAUCGUGGGUGUUGUGGGAUUGGGCGAAACAGUGGACAGAUCACAUGUCUACCAUUCCAGACACCGUGCUCCAACAGAGAUGAAUAUGUGUUCUGGGAUGCUUUCCACCCAACAGAAGCUGUGAAUAUCAUAAUGGGAAGGGAGUCCUUCAAUGGCAACACCAAUGUUGCCUACCCCAUUAACAUCCAACAGCUUGCAAAUCUUGAUCUUAAGCCAAUUAGUUAAGUAGAUUCUUUAUUCUUAU
Messenger RNA from Telopea speciosissima, 1198 nucleotides. RefSeq names its product GDSL esterase/lipase At1g71691-like. Gene Ontology annotation, molecular function: hydrolase activity, acting on ester bonds. Lineage: Eukaryota; Viridiplantae; Streptophyta; Magnoliopsida; Proteales; Proteaceae. The transcript is spliced from 5 exons. The record is from RefSeq and is a predicted model, not a curated record. The coding region runs from base 43 to 1179 and encodes 378 amino acids.